Molecule: messenger RNA, 1875 nt
Organism: Spodoptera littoralis (African cotton leafworm)
Lineage: Eukaryota; Metazoa; Arthropoda; Insecta; Lepidoptera; Noctuidae
Source: the annotation of a GenBank genome assembly
AUGUCGACCCAAGCACCAAACAUCCUGUAUAUUACUGCGGCAGUAGCGGACUCGCCGCAGACCGGCGGCCGCUGCAUGUGGCAGGCAGGCGGCGCGCCCGCGGACGAGCGCGGCCGCUGCGGGCACCGCGCCAUGGAGGCCGGCGCCGGCGUGGCCAGCGUGGCCUCGCUCACCAUGGACUGCGAGGACAUGUUCAAAGAGAUCACCAAGAAGCUCUACGGCGAGGAGACCAGUGUGGGCGUGGGCGUGGUGGGCGUCGAAUUCCCGGCCGCCGAGCGCGACCUGGACGACGAGCUGCGUCCCGAGGAACACAUCACGGCCUGGGGACUGGCCGCGCUCAUGCAGAACGGGUUCCCACCGCCCGGCAUACUGCAGGCGAACUUCAGCCCUCGCAUCGACCCGAGCGCCGAGGACCGGUGGACGGCGGCGGAGGAGCCGCUGGCGUGGGCGCACUCGCGCAUCGCGUCCUACAACCCGGCGCAGCGCCUGUUCAAGUGCGCCGACUGCGAGUGCGUGGGCUUCCUGGCGCGCGUGGCCGAGCACUGGCUGGGCACGCACUCGCAGGCGCGCGCCUUCACCUGUCCGCUGGCGGGCUGCGGCUUCGCGUCGGGCUGGGCGCGGGGCGUGCGCUCGCACCUGGCGCGCGACCACCACUCCGACCCCGCGGCCGCCGACCACCUGCUGCGCGACAACCCUGCGCUCGACGACCUCACGCGCUACCUGCAGCGCCUCAAGAACAAGGUGGAAGCGAUGCGCAACGAGCGUCGGCCGAGCACCGGCGACGCGGGCGUGGGCGAAGUGGCGGGCGGCGGGGGCGCUGGCGCAGCGGAGCCAGGCAAGCGGUACGUGUGCGGCGCCUGUCCGUACGCUACUGACCGGCGCGACCUUUUUACUCGCCACGAGAACAUCCACCGCGACGAGAAGCCAUUCCACUGUUACUUGUGCCAGAAGCAGUUCAAUAGAGCCGAUCAUGUCAAAAAACACUUCCUACGCAUGCAUCGUGACCAGCCAUAUGACUUGAACAGAAUCCGCCGCUCAUCUUCGAUCGUGAAGCCGAGCACAGCACCGCCAGCGUUGCAUUACUACGGCAAGCCGGCAGGGGAACCACCACCCGCCGCGGCUCCGGUGCCUGCCCCCGCGCCCCCGCCACCUCCCGCGCCCCCGCCCGCCGAGUACCGGCCGGCGCCCACCGUCAAGAUAGAGCGACCUCCACUUGGCAAGGCGGAGACUGGCGCAGCGCUUCAUAAGCCCGGCGCUUCUGCGCCUGCAGCCGCGGCUGCGGCCGCCAUUCGUCGCAAGGGCGAGCGGCGCUACGCGUGCUGCUACUGCGCGUGGUCGGGAGUGGACAACUGGUGCCUGAAGCGGCACCUGAACACGCACCUCAAGCCGUUCGCGUGCGCGCUGUGCGAGUACAAGGCGGCGCGCGCCGAGCGCCUCGCCACGCACGUGCACAAGGUGCACAACAAGAAGGCGUGCGCCAAGUGUCCCUUCCUGGCCGACGACCAGCACCAGCUGGCGCACCACCUGCGCGACGCCCAUCACAUCGAGAGUCGUAAUCUGAAGGUUCCAUCCGGAGUUGGGCGCGCGGGCGGGGCCGGGGGUGCCGGGGGCGCGGCUACACCGGAUCCGACGGCCGGGGGCGCGGGAGUCGUGAGUGGCGCGGGGCGGCGGCGGGAGGCGCGCGCUGCGGGUGCGGCUCGUCUCUUCGGCUACCUGGAAGCGUCCGACGGAUCGGGCGACGAGUACGAACCGCCCGUUCUGGCGCCAGAAUUUGCAGCAGCGCCGGCGCCUCCCGCGCCCCACUACACCCGCGACAAGGAGAACGCGGCGCCCCUGCACCACGGGCUGCACCAUGACCACUGCCUGCGCUACUAG